Molecule: messenger RNA, 4146 nt
Organism: Ectocarpus sp. CCAP 1310/34
Lineage: Eukaryota; Phaeophyceae; Ectocarpales; Ectocarpaceae
Source: the annotation of a GenBank genome assembly
AUGGUGGACGGGUGGACGGGGUCGGCGUCAGACACAAGCACCUCGUCUAGGUGGCUGCUUGGCGGCGCUCUCUGCGGGGGCCUCGCCGAAUGCUUGGAUCCCAGUGCUGGCGACGAGUUUUACGAGUGCAGUCAACCAUCGCCCGAGGCCCUACCCUGCUCUCUGGAAGUGCAGCAGACGUGGGUGUUGGACGAACAGGAGCAGGCGCACGCUCUGGCCGCAGCCGUCAACUGCUCCGGGGGGUCGUUCCAGGUGGAGUGGAGAGGAACUGUGGUCAUGGAGAUACCGAUCGUGAUCGGGGCUGGUACCGUUCUCACGAUAUCGGGUGUCGACUCAAGUACCGUUGACGACGACGACUCCGGCGCCGUCAUACAUGGAAACGAAGGGACGAGACUCUUCACCGUUGGGGACACUGCCCUGCACCUGAGCAAUAUCACCAUCGCCUUCGGAAGUAGCACGGUGGGUGGGGCCAUAGCUGUGGCAGGGUCCACCUUGACCCUCGUCGAGACAAUGUUUAUAACGAAUACGGCUACGGACCAUGGGGGCGCCAUCUAUUUGUCCGAAGGCUCCAGCAUGUCCUGUGCCGGGGGAAUGUUCGCCUACAGUUUCGCAGGCGCAAGUGGAGGCGGCGUGUUUGUCACCGGCAACUCCGUGGUUUCAAGCGGUGGGUUGUGGUUCAGCAACGAGGCUGGCCACAGUGCAGGUGCCAUGAUGAUCAACGAUGGUUCCAGACUAUCUUGGGCUGGAGAAGUGGACUUGGCCUCCAACACAGCGGGGUAUUGGGGAGGCGCGGUUUACGCGUUUGCCGAUUCGAGAGUCUCGUGGAACGCGCCCACUCUGUUCUACAACAACAGCGCCAACUACUUUGGUGGUGCUGUGGCCACAGGCAACAGCUCGAGCGUUUCCUGGACCGGCGAAACAACGUUCGAUUCCAAUAGCGCAGGUCAAGGCGGAGUUCUGCUGGUCUACGAUGGCUCGAGUGCCUCUUGGAGCGACACCGCGGCGUUGUUUCAGAACAACACGGCAUCGAGUGGUGGUGCUGCGUUCAUCGACGAAAGCUCAGCCGUGCCUUGCGCAGGAGAGGCGGACAGAUGGUUUCACGGGAACACGGCUUACUACGCGUUGGACAACGGGGCGUGCUAUGGUGCCGCUGUGUUUUCUUCCAGUUCCAGUGUGUCAUGGACAGAGGCAGCAUGGAUACGGGAGAACUGGGCGUAUCACGGAGGUGCUUUGUACGCGGUGGAGUCCAGUGUUUCCUGGACCGCGAGCUCGAUUGAGGGCAACUGGGCCAUCGCGGAAGGUGCCGUGUACGCUUUUGAAAGCGAUGUGUCCUGGAGUGGGUCGACACUGUUUUACAACGAUUCCGUAAUUAGCAGGAUUGGUCGAGGGGGCGGCCUACUUGCGAUCGGGUCUAACGUGUCCUGGAGCGGGGCAACAGAUUUCGUCUACAAUAAUUGCCAAGGGGACACCACCGAUGCCCUCGCUGGUUGCGCUUUAGCAGCGACUGACGGUGCUAGCGUGUCCUUGGUUUCGCUAGGUGGUGCUAUGGGAGUGGAUGACUCGGAAGUAUCUUGGAGCGGAGAAACUGAGUUCGACACCAAUUUUGUGGGGUUCGGAGGCGGCGCCAUUUCAGCGACACAAGGUGCUCGCGUAUCCUGGGGAGAAGGCACUGCGACAUUUCUCGGCAACGUCGCUUCUUGUCGUGCCGGGGCAUUGGAUUGCAUUGAUUCUUACAUCUCUUGGGCCGGAACCGCGGAAUUUAACGGCAACAGCGCUCUGUCUCUGGUUAAUAGUACUCUGGGCGAAGAAGGAGGAGCUGCCUCUGUUCUGAGUUGUAACGUUAGCUGGACAGGGGAAACCAUAUUCACGUCGAACGUGGCGCAAUCUGAGGGCGGGGGGAUCACAGCAUCGUCGGCUAACGACGGUAUCCUGUCUAACAUCACGAUGAACGCCACCACCAUCUUUUUCAACAACACAGCCGCAACCAACGGGCGGGCGAUCGUGCUGUUUGAAGACGCUGCCUUGAACUCCAUCUUCAACAUGGAUAUCAGUUUUGUUGGCAAUUCUGCUGGAGUCGCGGGAGGGGCAAUCUUCUUGUCAGGCGUCGACACCGGCCCGAUCUUCACUGAGGUCAAUUUUACCUCUAACGUGGCUGAGAUCGGAGGCGCUGUGUCGUCGUUCAGGUGCGGGAUUGAGCCGUCCGGCGUCGACAACCCUACCACUUUCGACCGAUGCCGAUUCGUCGACAACCAGGGAGCGUCAACAGGCGGAGCCAUCGAGAGCGCGGCUGGAAAAGACGCUUUUAACGGCAGCAUUUUCGAGGGCAACUCAGCAGGGACAGGUGGGGCUCUGAGGCUAGCGGGUUCGGAAUAUUUCUUCAACUGCACGUUCGUGGGAAACACGGCUGACGACGGAGAGGGGGCGGCCGUGUCCAACAUCGGCUACAUUUCGGAAAUGGAAAAUACCUUCUUCUCUGGCAACAGAUUCGACUGCCGCUCGAGAAUGUACUUGGACUUCAUUCAGGUGCGGACUUUCGCUUCGGACUACCCUUUCGAGGUGAUGUGCAGCGGAUGCGAGGUCACGUGCAAAGGAUGCGUCAAUGACGGGCUUCUGGUUCCGGCUUGCACAGAGGUAAUGGAGCAUGCCACAAGCGACGGCGGCAACAUCACCCUCGAAGCACUCUCGAUCGACAGCGGGUACUGGCGAGCCACCGAAUCUAGCGAGGACAUUCUCGCGUGCUACCAUCCAGAAGCCUGCCUCGGGGGGGUGACGGCGACAUCCGGCUACAGGCUUGAGGGCUACGAGGGGCCAUGUGCGUGUGUGUGCAGCGACGGUUAUUCCGGGCAACUGGGUUUUGAGUGCAGGAAGUGCCCCGAGAACAUCAAGGGCGGCAUCACGAUUUUGGUCGUCCUCGCUGUCGGGGCCUUGAUCGUCCUCGCUGCCACAUACUCGUACGUCACGUCGGGGGAGACCGGCACGGGCAUGGGACGUGGAUGGAUCGAGCGGGUGACGCGGUACAUACCUCUCCAGUCCGUGAAGAUUGUGAUCGCGGCCUGCGUUGUAUUUUGGAACAAAAAUCCGCCCACGGGCCAUGGGCUCAUAUUAACCCGUCUUCCACCCACGUUUCGUCCGCCUGACCUUGUGCAACAGUUCACGGCCAUCGCUAACGUCACCUACCCCGACGUGUACGAAGACUUCCUUGGAGUCCUUGACAUCUUCAACUCUAAACUCGGCUGGGCUCUGUCGGUUUGCUGCACCAUCAAUAUGGACUUCCACGACAGACUGCUGGUUUCCACGAUUAGCCCUAUCGCGGCCCUGCUGUUUUUGGCAUGCACCUACUUUAGGGCCCGCUGUCUCUACCGGCGAAAGCCAGACAAACUCCAAACAGUUCCGCACAAGCAUGCGUCGAUGGUGCUCCUGCUAACUUUCUUCGUCUACUCGAGCGUAAGUGUCAUCCUGUUCAGACCCUUCGCCUGCGAGGAACUAGCCGACCGCAAGAUUUACCUCAGGUCAGACUACCGCAUCGAGUGCGACUCCUCCAAGCACAAGAGCUUCCAGGUGUACGCCGUCUUCAUGAUUCUCCUAUACACGGUGGGAAUCCCGGCUCUCUACGCCGGCCUUCUCUUCAGGGAUCGCGACGUGUUGAAGGAGGACACAUCCAAACGACGAGAUGACCCCCCGCGCGUCACCUCCAUCGCCGACCUGUGGGAGCCGUACAAUCGGUGGGCGUUCUACUACGAGGUGAUCGAUUGCGGCCGGCGGGUCCUCCUAGCAGGCUUCAUCGUCUUCAUCUAUCCCAACACGGCGGCGCAGAUCGCGGUGACGUUGAUUUUCGCCUUCGCGUUUGUCGUCAUUUCUGAAGCCUUGAACCCGUACAAAUCCGGGUGGGAUCGUUGGAUCAAUCGCAUGGGGCACAUUGGUGUCUUCUCGAGCAUGUUUCUCGCGCUCCUGCUGAAGGUGAACGUUUCCGACGAACACGCCGCUAGCCAAAGGGUGUUCGAGGUCGUUCUCGUGGCCGUUCAUGCGCUCAUGAUCAUGGCGAUCGUUGUCGAGACGGUUGUCCUCUUCUUUCAAUUGAGGGCAGAUUUGAAGAAGGAGAAGGAGCAGACGACGAAUCCUGAUGGAGAGGAAAAGAAGGUUGGUUAA